Nycticebus coucang (slow loris) is the source of this 3061-nucleotide messenger RNA. RefSeq names its product FA complementation group C (gene FANCC). NCBI's taxonomy places the organism in Eukaryota, Metazoa, Chordata, Mammalia, Primates, Lorisidae. Gene Ontology annotation, cellular component: Fanconi anaemia nuclear complex. Bases 204 to 1952 code for a protein of 582 amino acids. The record is from RefSeq and is a predicted model, not a curated record. The transcript is spliced from 15 exons. Gene Ontology annotation, biological process: nucleotide-excision repair; interstrand cross-link repair; cellular response to oxidative stress.
GCUGCCGAGCGACCGCGGGAAAAUUCCAAAAAGUCAAAACAAAACAAAAAGCCAAUACAAGGCAAAGCCAAAUUUCAAGCCACAGAACCCGGGCAGUGGCUUCCUUUCUGCCUUUGCCCAAACUGCUGAAGCAGCUCUAGCGUGGACCACCCGUGCUUUGCAGGCCACUGUAAAGGGAUCAUCACCUUUUCCCUUUUUCAAGGAUGGCUCAAGAUUCAGGAGAUCUUUGUUCUGAUUAUCAGUUUUGGAUGUGGAAGCUUUCUGUGUGGGACCAGGCCUCCACUUUGGAAACCCAGCAGGACACUUGUCUUCACUUGCCUCAGUUCCAGGAGUUCCUAAAGAAGAUGUAUGGAGCCUUGAAAGAGAUGGAUUCUAAUACAGUCAUUGAAAGAUUCCCCACCAUUGGUCAGCUGUUGGGAAAAUCUUGCUGGAAUCCUUUUAUUUUAGCAUAUGAUGAAAGCCAAAAAAUUCUCAUGUGUUGCUUAUGUUGUCUGAUUAACAAACAACCACAGAAUUCUGGAGAAUCAAAACUUAACUCCUGGAUACAGGGUUUACUAUCUCAUAUACUUUCAGCAUUCAGAUUUGAUGUAAAAGAAGAAGUUGGUCUUUUCGCUCAAGGUCUCGGGUACGCUCCUGUAGAUUACUAUCCUCGUUUGCUUAAAAAUAUGGUUUUAUCAUUAGUGUCUGAACUCAGAGAGAAUCAUCUUAAUGGAUUUAACACUCAAAGGCGAAUGGCUCCUGAACGAAUAACAUCCCUGUCAAGAGUUUGUGUUCCCCUCGUUACUCUGGCAGAUGUUGAACCACUGGUGGAGGCACUGCUCACCUACCAUGGACAUGAACCUAAGGAAAUCCUCUGGCCUGGGUUCUUUGAAGCUGUAAAUGAGGCAUUUUUGCAGAAGAAGAUUUCUCUUCGUACGUCAGCUAUAGUCUGCCUCUGGCUUCGGCACCUUCCUAGCCUUGAAAAAGCAACACUGCAUCUUUUUGAACAGCUAAUCUCCAGUGAGAGAAAUUGUCUGAGAAGGAUCGAAUGCUUUAUAAAAGAUUCAUCGCUGCCUCAAGCAUCCUGUCACCCUGCCAUAUUCCGAAUUGUUGAUGAAAUGUUCAGAUAUGCACUCCUGGAAACUGAUGGAGCCCCAGAAGUACUAGCUGCUAUUCAGGUGUUCACACAAUGCUUUGUAGAAGCUCUGGAAAAAGAAAACAAACAGCUGAAGUUUGCACUCAAGACCUAUUUUCCUUAUGCUUCUCCAUCUCUUGCUGUGGUGCUGCUGCAAUACACCAAAGAUCUCCCACCAGGACGCUGGCUCCAGGCACUGAAGCACGUUUCUGAACUACUCAGAGAAAUUGUUGAAGACCAGACUCCUGGGUCCUGUGAAGGUCCCUUUGAGAGCUGGUUUUUGUUCGUUCACUUUGGAGGAUGGGCUGAUAUGGCGGCUGAUCAGUUACUGAUGUCAGAAGCUGAACCCCCUGCGGCCCUGCUAUGGCUCUUGGCAUUCUACUACAGCCCAUGUGACGGGAGUCAGCAGAGAGCACAGACCAUGGCGGAGGUGAAGGCAGUGCUCAGCCACCUCCUGAAGCUGUCCAGAAGCACCAUGCUCUCAGCCACAGAUCUGCUGGCGGCAGUGGGAGAUGGCAGAGAUACAGACCCCGGGCCACCUGCACAGCAGCUCAGCAGGCGCCUCCUCCUCACCUUCCUGCUCCAAGCUCGCAGAGGCCAUGAGAUGGCCCGGGACACCAUCAACCUGAUAGCUCACACUGAAGAGGCAACCCACGAGAUUAUUGGCUUUCUUGACCAGACCUUGUACAGAUGGGAUCGUCUUGGCAUCGAGGCCCCUGGGUCAAGAGAACUGGCCAGACAGCUCCUUAAAGAGCUACACAAUCAAGUCCAGCAAAAGAACAUAGAGGACGUGGGUGCCGCGUGUGGGAUCAGCCUGCCACGGCCACAGGACAGUUGAUGAGCCCCUUUUCCAUGGCCACAAGCUUGUUCUGAGCUGCGAGGACAAACUGUACACGGCUCCAGGAGAUCUGGUAGUAGGUAUUGGACAGAAUUUGAAGACAGACGCUUUAUUAUCCCGAACUCAGUUGCAUUUAUUCCUUAAUGACUGUGUCUGCCUUCAGCAUUCCCUGUCCUGCCCGGGAGAGGGAAGGUCAGCCGGAGAAUUACUAAAGGAGAGGCUUGGGGAGAGAUUUUUAUUUCCUUUUUUAGCCAUAUCAAGGUGAGAUGCACAACUAUUACUUUAACAAUUCGAAGUCUUUGGACCAUGAAAUAGGUCGUGAACCACUGAACAAUUUAGAGAAGUAAUUUAGCCUUUUUUCACAAAUCUAGUUUUUAGGAGUUAGGAAAUUGUUAUUGGCAUUCCUUUUAGUCCAUAGGGAUUUGAGAUGAGGCCACACUGUUUUGCUUCCAUAAGAAAUUCUUAUUAUUCUUUUUUAGAGACAGAGGCUCACUUUGUCGCCCUCGGUUGAGUGCUUGCGUCACAGCUCACAGCAACCUCCAGCUCUUGGACUUAGGCGAUUCUCUUGCCUCAGCCUCCUGAGUAGCUGGGACUACAGGCGCCCGCCACAACGCCCGGCUAUUUUUGUUAUUGUUGCAGUUUGGCCGGGGCUGGGUUCAAAACCGCCACUCUUGGUAUAUGGGGCCGGCGCCCUACUCACUGAGCCACAGGCGCUGCCCCCAUAAGAAAUUCUUCAUCCAGAAGAGUCAGGACCCCCCAGCUUUCCCCUGUCCACUCCCACUGCCCAGCCAGGCAGAGAAGAAGCAGAGCCACCAAAGGGGAUGCAAAGGCCAAUCCUGCCAUAGAGGGCUGCUGUGUGGCAGCAGGGGGAGGGCAGCACGCUCUGCUCUGCGUCUGCUCCAUCCUGCCUCUCCCAGAGAGCCACCACUGCUGCCCUGAAAGGUGGCCGGAAGCGAGGGCGCAGCAUGGGUGGAGAAACACUAGAAGAGAUUGUCACACCAGUGUCCCAUGAAAACAAAACAAGAGCUGGUGGGGCGGCGCCUGUGGCUCAGUGAGCAGGGCAUGGGCCCCACAUACCGAGGGUGGCGGGUUCAAACCCGGCCCCGGCC